Messenger RNA from Hippocampus zosterae (dwarf seahorse), 517 nucleotides. Its product is annotated as histone H2A-like. The transcript has a single exon. The coding region runs from base 23 to 409 and encodes 128 amino acids. Gene Ontology annotation, molecular function: DNA binding; protein heterodimerization activity; structural constituent of chromatin. NCBI's taxonomy places the organism in Eukaryota, Metazoa, Chordata, Actinopteri, Syngnathiformes, Syngnathidae. The record is from RefSeq and is a predicted model, not a curated record. Gene Ontology annotation, cellular component: nucleosome.
UCUCAACACUACUUGUGUGAAUAUGUCUGGUCGUGGGAAAACCGGCGGGAAAGCUAGAGCUAAGGCGAAGACGCGUUCUUCGCGUGCUGGACUUCAAUUUCCAGUGGGACGUGUCCACAGGCUUCUCCGUAAAGGCAACUAUGGCGAGCGUAUUGGUGCUGGGGCUCCUGUCUAUUUGGCGGCUGUUCUCGAGUAUUUGACCGCUGAGAUUUUGGAAUUGGCUGGCAAUGCGGCUCGCGACAACAAGAAAACCAGAAUUAUCCCACGUCACCUGCAGUUGGCCGUCCGCAACGACGAGGAGCUCAACAAACUUCUCGGCGGCGUCACAAUCGCCCAGGGUGGCGUGCUGCCUAACAUCCAGGCAGUUCUCUUGCCUAAGAAGACUGAGAAGGCAGCCAAGACUAAGUAAAAGCCGUCAUCUACAACUGCCAUAAAACGGCUCUUUUCAGAGCCACCUAUUUGUUCCGUAAUGAGUUAUAUUCCUCAACUUUGAAAUAAAACGUGAUUGUAUACUGAC